UCCUUUUCUUUCUCUUUUCUUCUUUCUCCCUUCUCUGUUGCCGCACCAUAGUAACCCUUUUCCUUCUUUUCUCUUCUUCUCCUUUCCUUUCCUUCAGUCACCCAAACCAGCAGCAACCCGACCUCCUUCCUCUUCAUUUCCUUUCUUCUCUUCCCUUUCUUUCCUUUUCCUUUCUUUCUCCUCUUUCUCUCUCAGAUCCACAGCAACCCUUUCCCUUUCCUCUUCUUUUCAUCUCACCCCAUCACACACAGUGAUGCAGAGAUUAAGAGGAGAGAUCCGACCAUUGAAGAGAAGAAGAGUGAAAUAAAUGGGUUCCGGCCAUGGGGUGUUUUUGAGUUUUCUAUUUUUCAGUGUGAAGCGUUCGGACGAUCUCUCUUGGCGUCCGGGGGAGUCGAUUUUUGGUGUCCAGACGAUAUUUUUUUUAUGGAGUCCGGACGGGCGGAGCUUAGUCGUCCGGACCACUCAUCGCUUGUUGGCCAAGAUAGUGCAGCACAACCUAUGGCCAGUUGUCAGGCGCAGUGACCUGACUCUGAAGAAGGCCCAGUUCGUGUAUGUUAUCCACCUCCGCUUGCCUUUCUGCUUAUGCAAGCAUAUUAUGAGCGUCAUGCUGGAGGCCCGUGAUGAGAGUAAUACCGGUCUCCCUUUUGGCUGCCUGCUCACUCAGAUCAUUCUUCAGUCAGGCAUCAACGUUACUGGAGAACCGAAGAUGAAGAUUCAACAGCCCAUCGGCAAGCAAACUUUGAUGAAGUCUAAUGCACAGCUGCAGAGAGAUGACUCCGAUGAUGAGGUGCCCAUUCCUGCUGCCAUGCCUGUCGGCUUUCCAGACAUGGCCUCAUCCUCUUAGACAAUCCCGCCUUCAGAGCCGGAGAUCAAUUUUUCACAAAUCAUGCAAGCUUAGCUGCUAUUCAGGGAGGCAUGAACACCAUGCAGCAGUCCAUCACCUCCAUGCAGCAGGAGGUGCACUCCAUCAACAAGCGGGUGGAGCAGAACCAGCUGGAUCUCAGGGAGUGCCUCAAGUAUCAUCAUCCUGGCAGUAGUGAUGAUGAGGAUGAUGCGCCUAGGACUACACCUAUGGCAGAGGAUGAUUGAGCUCCUUUUAUUUUACUGUGUUGUUGUGUUUUUUUGUUUGAGACAUUUGACUUAUAUUUUGCUAUGUUAAAACUCUUUGACUUAUAUUACUCUGUUUACCCUGGUCCUUCUGAGACCGUUAGGGGGAGUAAUUUUAUUCAAGUUGUGUUCUUUUA
This is a messenger RNA of Alnus glutinosa, 1244 nucleotides long. RefSeq lists its product as uncharacterized. The record is from RefSeq and is a predicted model, not a curated record. Bases 308 to 844 code for a protein of 178 amino acids. NCBI's taxonomy places the organism in Eukaryota, Viridiplantae, Streptophyta, Magnoliopsida, Fagales, Betulaceae. The transcript has 2 exons.